Seminavis robusta is the source of this 2445-nucleotide messenger RNA. The record is from the annotation of a GenBank genome assembly. NCBI's taxonomy places the organism in Eukaryota, Bacillariophyta, Bacillariophyceae, Naviculales, Naviculaceae.
AUGGCGAGUUCCCUGAGAAUUUGCAUCACUUUGCCAAGGGUCUUCCUUUUGGUUUCUCUGCCCUGGCUGCCGGCUCAGGCUUCGCUGGACGCUCAUCAACGACAAUCUGUUCCUUCCCAGGCCCACCAUACCCCUGAUGAGAAAGUGACAGGAACACGCAGAGGGAGACGAUCGAGAAAUGAACAGGAAGACGUUUUGCUGCCAAUGGGAUCCUUUUGGGACAUGGUCGCGGGUACCCCCAUUGGACGCAUGGAAGUAGAGUACAAUGGUCGUCACCCCCAUGAACGAUACCUGCAACCAUCUCCCAGCAAGUACGGCCUUCGUCCGAACCAACAUGGUGAUAACAGCGACAGCGAGAGAGACAACGUUGAGGAUGUAUACUCUCUGCGGGAAGAUGUCCUUCAAGGCCACCUCCAAUUCGAUGACGAUUUUGUUCGAGAUUCUGUUCUGUACGAAGACUCGUUUGAAAGCUUGUUUGAGGAAAACAACAACCAAUCAUCUACAUCUACCAAGAAAGAAUUCAGGAAUUUGCGCAUUCAUUUCAUCACUUCACCGUUGGAACAGAGACGUGGGGAAAGCACGUAUAUUGACCAGCAAUUGGAUGAGAUAAUAGAUGAGGCACUCCCGAAAGCAGCUGAAACUUGGGCUCAACACUUGAUGGUUUAUCCCGUCGCUGGACCCAUUUCAGUCUCCCCAAGCAGCUGCUUUGGAUCCUUUGAGUCUACCCUAGAACCCACCGAAGUCUCGGGAGCUGAUAUUGUCAUUAUCGUGAGUGCCUACAGCCAGCUGCAAUCACCCGAUGGCGGAGCUGUUCCUGUCUGUCAACCAAGAGCCUUGGCUUUGGGUGCUGCCUGCACUCUAGACCAACAUGACAGGCCCAUUAUAGGGUUUAUCAAUAUGUGCCUCAGACAACCUCCUACAGCAGAGCCGUCUGAUCUCGAUGAACUUGUCUCCCUAGCUUUCCAGCAAGCUCACGGCAUACGCCAACAACCCGUCAAGUUGGAAGAAGAUGGUACAGUGCUUUUGAAAGAUCAUGAGAGAGUUAACCCCCAUGCAAUUCUCGUCCAUGAACUCUCUCAUACGCUGGGAUUUGACUCGUACCUGUUCAAGUUCUUUCGCAAUCCCACAACCGGGGAACCUCUGACCCCGAGACCAUUUCAGGCUACAACAGUGCUUUGUCCCAACGGGAGAAAGGAGGACAUUCAUGGGCUACCAUCAUCUCAAGUUCUGCAAAUGGGGCACUCUGACAGUGGGGACUCGUACUUUUUCGUUGUAACACCUCACGUCGCUCAGGUUGUAAAGAAUCAUUUCAACUGUAACUCGACAAUCGGUGCUCGUUUGGAGAAUUAUGAAGCUUCCUGUGUUGGAUCACACUGGGACGAGCGACUCUUCCUCACCGAUGUCAUGUCCCCUGCCUUGACCUGGAGGAACACAAUGGUGACACCCUUGACCCUAGCACUAAUGGAAGACACUGGUUGGUACCAAGUAAACUAUCAGAAUGCAUCAGUUCCCACCUUUGGCCUGGGUGCAGGCUGUGAAUUUAUGAACGGAGCUUGUAUUGUGGACGGUCGUGUCCCUGCGUAUGCAAAGGAUUACUUUUGCGAUCGACCCAUCCGAUUGAGAGACGACACCGACAAGUUUGAAAUGGCGGAGGAGUCCGAGCAAAAUAUCAGGUGUGAUCCAACCCACCAAUUCUGGGCUAUGUGCGACCUCUUUGAUGUUUCGAGCUUUCCCGAUUCUCUGGAUGUUACCUUCCCUGGUCACCAAGCAAGUUCUUACUUCCACAACAACAAUUUUGCAGUGACCUUUCCUCAGGCUGAUUAUUGCCCCAUCGCACACGAGUUCUUGGGCGUUGAUUGUACCAGCGAGGAUCAUGGCGAAAUCAUGCUUAGAAGUGGACAAAAUGUUGCGUAUGCGGGAGAGGAGAGUGGUCCAUCAUCGAGAUGUAUCAAUGCCUUCUCGGACGUUUACACUCAGCGCAACCGUCGCGUCUUUCGCCCCGCCUGCAUGCACGUCGAGUGCGAUUUGGAACGGCGGAGAGUCUUACUAGGAACAGGAGAGUUUCAACAAGUUUGCGACCACGACGGACAAGUUCUGAAGAUUCCUACGGCCGAAGAAGAGUUUUUGGAAUGCCCUCGGCUUGCCUCUGUCUGCCCGCAGAUGUUUUGUCCAGCUAGCUGUUCCGGCCGUGGUCUCUGCGACUACAAUGCACAGCCGUAUCCCCAGUGUCGAUGUGUCGACCCUGAGGAUACUUCGGAUGGAUGCUACGGCGCGGAUGAUUCCACGCCUCAGGAUGUAACGAGGCAAUCAAAGGAAGGAGAAGUGGCGCUCUUUUUGGAGGAUUUGGGAGAGGGUGACAUCGAACAUCGCCACUAUUCGGGGGCAGCGAAAUGUAUUCUUCAUGUUUGGUGGUUGCCAGUAUUCAUGCUUCUAGCUCUGCUAUGA